Messenger RNA from Oncorhynchus nerka (sockeye salmon), 4938 nucleotides. RefSeq names its product pleckstrin homology domain containing, family O member 2 (gene plekho2). Lineage: Eukaryota; Metazoa; Chordata; Actinopteri; Salmoniformes; Salmonidae. The transcript is spliced from 8 exons. Bases 424 to 3102 code for a protein of 892 amino acids. The record is from RefSeq and is a predicted model, not a curated record. Gene Ontology annotation, biological process: macrophage apoptotic process.
UUGGUGACAGAGACAGUGCGAAGUUUAAAGGCGCUCACUCACAUUUGCACUGCGUGAACACUUGAGAAAAUAGCUAGCCUACAUCAAUUUGUUACGGCCUUCACUGCGCCUAAGGGAUUCAGUUCGAUUGACAUACCCUGUCUAUCGACGCGCUGAGGCAUUCAGGGACUUACCGGAAACCAAACUUUUUCUUCAAACUUGUUUCGUAGCUGAGUCAAACGCGUCGAAAGAGGAAAGAAAGAGACAAGACCGUUCCCCGUCCAAACUUUUACAGUUCCUUAUUUUCUUCCUCAUAUUCGAGUCAUGUUGGAUAAUAGUUGGUUGCUGUCUAAAAGAAGUGAAAUACUGACUUUUUGUCAAGAAUAACGGCCGCCUUCGAGUGUUAUUCCUCCACACAUAGUAUAACGGAUAUUCGUUUUUAUCAUGGAAGACGAAGUGAAAGAGGACCCCACCAGGCCCAACGAGGACCCCACCAGGUCCAAAGAGACCAUGUCCACAUGGAAGGCCGGUUGGGUGAAAAAGGCCUCAGGCAGAUUCCUGGCCAGCUAUAAGGACCGCUACAUCCAGGUGGAGAGGACAGAGCUUGUGGUGUACGAGAAUGAGGACCUUGCGACCUACUUGGAGAAAGUGGACCUGGAAAACUACGAUAAGUGUCACGAGUUGAGGAGCGCCUUCAUGAAGAAGAAUAGACUGGUGUUGAUACGAGCGGCCAAAUCAGGGAAUAAGGUCCAUGAUGUCAAGUUCCAGGCUCAGAACCUGGAGGAGAAGGAGGCUUGGAUUAAGGCCUUUAGUGACGGCAUCAACAGAGCAAAGAAUAAGAUAUUUGACGAGGUGAAGGUAGAUGAGACCAGUCAGUUGGAGCACGCAACACGCACAAGGCCGAAAGGAAACCGUAACAGAAGACCACCGACCAGGAUACACAUGAAAGAGGUUGCCAACGUCUCAUCAGACGGCAUUCUCCGGGAUGACCUGGACGUGGUGGAUGCCAGCAUCCCCAACGGGACACACCAGAUCACCACAGACACCACUGAGACUCCCAAAAAGUCUGUGAAGCCCCCCAUGCCCCCCACGUCCAAACCCAGCGAGGCCCCAGAGGAGUGUCAGACCACCCAGAGCCCUGACGAAGGUCUGCCAUCUGAAACGGAGCCCAGUCCCCAGAAGGUCCUGAAGCCCCCCAUGCCGCCCUCCAAAGAGGCCGAGACGGCUGCUGCUUCUGCAGGGGACCAACUCCCUGAUGAGACUAGCACUGACAGAAGCCCAGAGAAAAAGGUCCUGAAGCCUCCUAUGCCGCCCUCCAAAGAGGCCAAGCCCACAGUGUCUGCCGAGGACCAACCACCUGGGGAGACCAGCCCUGAAAAAAGGUGCAUAUCAUUUGUUGUUUUACCCUCUUCUUUCCAUGUCCUGAAGACGCCCAUGCCACCCUCCAAAGAGGCCAAGCCCACUGCUCCAGCCGGAGACCAACCCCCCAGGAACACCAGCCCCGAGGGCAGCCCAGAGCAGGGCUUCGAGUCAGCACCACCGCCCACCCCUCCCGGCAAACCAAUCGGCGGCUCCACAGACAACCUGGCCGAGGCCUCCCAAUCCAGCCAGGAACACAGACCGCCCACCCCACCAUCCAAAGACAAGAAGCCCACUCAGACAGCCGUGCAGGAGAGUACAGAGGAGGCUAGUGGGAUGAGGAAGAAAGGUGAAGAGGAUGAAGUAGAGGAGAAGGAGGAAGAGGGUUCUGAAACGAUUGCAUCUGACGUUCAACAAAGCAGUAUCCUUGAGGGGGCUGAGGAUGAGGAGGAGUCUCCUUCCUCUCAGCUUACAACACCCAUGACCCCACUAGAGGUCAAAGUUGAAACCUCUGUGACUGACCACCCAGAGGUCACCACCACCACCACCAUAGAAGAAGAGACGCAGAAAGUUGCCACGCCCAUGGCUCAACAACAAGUGUCUGCCCCUAGUGGUGGAGUGGAUAUAUCCCCCAAUGAAGAACCUCAGACAAUGAAGUCUUCCCAACUCACAGUAACGCCGUCAGUUCAGACACCGGAGCCAAUCAAAAAGAGCCCUGGCCCUCCCGGACCUCCCACAAAGAAGAAGCCUGUCGUCCUCCCUCCUCCCAAAGCAGUGGUGGUGGCUCAAGACGUCCACCUAAGCGAGCCUAAGAACCAAGCGACAGACAAAACCAAGAACAUCAUCAUCACCACCACACCAGGAGAGAAACUCAACUCUAUCACUUCACCAACACCAGCCGUGGUGACCACAACCAGUCCGACUGAAGAAACAGAGGACCUGAAAGUUCCUGUGGUCGUUGAGACUAAGUCUGAGUUCCCAGUCGUAGUUCUCUCUCUGAGUGACCCUGAGCCAGACAGCUCCUGCUCCAGCCCCGUGUCCUGCCACCUCUCCCCGGAAAAGAAGAGUGAGCGUGAAGAGGAAAAGUCAGUCGACAGCGGCCAACACUCGGACAUCGAUGUCGAUGAAGAAUGGUCAGAGAGCAGGGACACUUUGGCAGCCUCCACCGCUGCCCUAAUGGGCAGCCAAGCUGGCCUGGACGCGCUGAUGGAUGAGAGUCAAGACGGAGACACGGAGACCCCCGGCAGCUUGGGACUCAGCACUGUGGAGGACUGCCCUUCUACGACCCAGACCCCCCAGGACAAUCACUCUGGCCUACACUCCACCUUCCUCCAGGUGAGGGUCAGUCAGGCCUCCCAUUGUCCCCCCAUCCCCUUCAAACCCUUAGCCAAGCUCAUGUCCACCUCUUUGGGGGAUCUCCUCUCUGAGGCCUCAUUGGGUGAAAACAUGAAACAGCCAAUCACAGACGUGGCCGUGACAAAGGCCACCGUGGGUCCUCAAAACUUAACAGAUCUUGAAAAUGAAGUGGCCCUGGAGCUGGAAAAUACAGAGGAGCUCCUGGGGAGCGUCGUCCCCAAAGGGAGCACCGAGGUUGGGCAGAACUCGGCCCUAGCGGGGGGCAAUAGCCUGGAGGACAGGUCGCCGGAGGAGCUGCUAGCCAGAGCCAUGGAGAAGCUGAGGAAAGCAGACCAGUUCCUCAGGCAGGCCAAGUAUAUAAAAGACUCAAAACAUUCUGAGAAUACUGCCAAGAGAAACAGCUGGUGAUUGUUAAAUAUGAAGGAGAAGUAAGGAAAAUGUAUUGAUUAAUGGUGAUGGAAAGUAGUAGCUUGGAAGGACGACAGGUGUUUUCUUAUUCUGGCUGAUUAUGCAGCAUAUUUAUGCAAGUGUUCUGCUGAGAUUUAGCUAAGUGCAAUUUUUUCAACUUUCACUUUUCUCCUGCAAAUGGAGGUUGAUUGUACUUUUUGUACUUAAAAAUGUAUUUUACAUUCCACAUUGAUCAUCAUCACUUUCCCAAGGACGUUUACUUGAAUACUUUACAACCCCCGAUCAAACUUUUUAAUGAUAUGUUUAAGGAUGUUUCAAAAUGACGUAAAUCUUAGGGGAUGUUGGAAGAGCCUGCAACUCUUUGUAAUCCACGUUUUGAAUGGAUACAGAUUGGUUUCCUCUGUAAUCCUUGCCAAUCAAACCAUGAGGACAUUUGAAGUAAGCGUGUUCAUGUAGUUGUAGUAAUCAUCAAAUCAAAUUUAUUUAUAUAGCCCUUCGUACAUCAGCUGAUAUCUCAAAGUACUGUACAGAAACCCAGCCUAAAACCCCAAACAGCAAGCAAUGCAGGUGUAGAAGCACGGUGGCUAGGAAAAACUCCCUAGAAAGGCCAAAACCUAGGAAGAAACCUAGAGAGGAACCAGGCUAUGUGGGGUGGCCAGUCCUCUUCUGGCUGUGCCGGGUGGAGAUUAUAACAGAACAUGGCCAAGAUGUUCAAAUGUUCAUAAAUGACCAGCAUGGUCGAAUAAUAAUAAGGCAGAACAGUUGAAACUGGAGCAGCAGCACGGUCAGGUGGACUGGGGACAGCAAGGAGUCAUCAUGUCAGGUAGUCCUGGGGCACGGUCCUAGGGCUCAGGUCCUCCGAGAGAGAGAAAGAAAGAGAGAAUUAGAGAGAGCAUAUGUGGGGUGGCCAGUCCUCUUCUGGCUGUGACGGGUGGAGAUUAUAACAGAACAUGGCCAAGAUGUUCAAAUGUUCAUAAAUGACCAGCAUGGUUGAAUAAUAAUAAGGCAGAACAGUUGAAACUGGAGCAGCAGCACGGCCAGGUGGACUGGGGACAGCAAGGAGUCAUCAUGUCAGGUAGUCCUGGGGCAUGGUCCUAGGGCUCAGGUCCUCAGAGAGAGAGAAAGAAAGAGAGGAGAGAAUUAGAGAAUGCACACUUAGAUUCACACAGGACACCGAAUAGGACAGGAGAAGUACUCCAGAUAUAACAAACUGACCCUAGCCCCCCGACACAUAAACUACUGCAGCAUAAAUACUGGAGGCUGAGACAGGAGGGGUCAGGAGACACUGUGGCCCCAUCCGAGGACACCCCCGGACAGGGCCAAACAGGAAGCAUAUAACCCCACCCACUUUGCCAAAGCACAGCCCCCACACCACUAGAGGGAUUUCAUGUAUGAGGUGGGUUGUGUUUAUGUAGUUGUAGUAAUCAUGUAUGAGGUGGGUUGUGUUUAUGUAGUUGUAGUAAUCAUGUAUGAGGUGGGUUGUGUUUAUGUAGUUGUAGUAAUCAUGUAUGAGGUGGGUUGUGUUUAUGUAGUUGUAGUAAUCAUGUAUGAGGUGGGUUGUGUUAUUGUAGUUGUAGUAAUCAUGUAUGAGGUGGGUUGUGUUUAUGUAGUUGUAGUAAUCAUGUAUGAGGUGGGUUGUGUUUAUGUAGUUGUAGUAAUCAUGUAUGAGGUGGGUUGUGUUUAUGUAGUUGUAGUAAUCAUGUAUGAGGUGGGUUGUGUUUAUGUAGUUGUAGUAAUCAUGUAUGAGGUGGGUUGUGUUUAUGUAGUUGUAGUAAUCAUGUAUGAGGUGGGUUGUGUUUAUGUAGUUCAUGAAAAUAUAAUUUUCUUGAGAAGUUA